AUGCCGCACACAUAUGCAGAUGCUGAGCUGAAGGACGACCCGGAUCUGAAGACAACGGUGAACAACUACAUCGACGAGGCGUACGAGCCACCUGGCUGCAUUAUUCCCGGUGAACACCGGCAGCAGCUCAAGCAGGCGUAUGCCAUCUUCGAGGAGGGUGAGGUCUGUGAAGCCAAAGGGAACCUGGCCGAGGCGCAAAGGCUCUAUGUCAGUGCGAGCCAGAUGGUUAUGAAGGUCAUCACUUUGGACCAGUACAAGGGCAAUGAUAUUCGGGAAAUUCUGGUUGCUAGGAACAAGGUGACUGACUAUGUCAACCGUUCGGACGAGCUGACCAAGAAGCUGAAGCUGCAAAGCAAGACGAGGGAAAGCCGCAAGUCAGAGGGCAGAACCUCGCGGAGUCGCAAGAGAAGGUCACCGGAGGACCGCAGAGAGGAACGAAGAGACAGCGGUGGCAGGGCCCGUUCGCGAGAUCGGCGCAACGAUCGGCGGGACGCCCGACGCGACGACCGUCGGGAUGAACGAGGCCGCAGGGGGGACCGAAGCCGCAGUCGGGACCAGAGGCAGGGCAGCGGCAAUCGGUCUGCGGCGCGACGGCGCCGCGACAGCCACAGCCCGGAGCAGAGCGCCCAGCAGGACCCAAGCCCUGGGGUCCCCGUCAUGCAGGUAGAGGCGACGCGCCCCAAGGGCAUGCCUCCGAGGCCUCCGGAGCGUGCGGAGGCUGCGGAGGAGCCCAAGAGGCCCUUAACUGGAAAAGACUUGCUGGUGUUCAGGCCGAAGGCGAAGAGCCGGCGACAGACAUCGACGACGUGA
Molecule: messenger RNA, 810 nt
Organism: Symbiodinium natans
Lineage: Eukaryota; Dinophyceae; Suessiales; Symbiodiniaceae
Source: the annotation of a GenBank genome assembly